GUCUCCUCGCUCUGGGAACAACUCCAGCUCAGUCUUCUCCACCAUGAGCCUCAGACCCAAGGCCACCUCCUCCUGUUCCAGUGCCAGCCCACUUUGGGUCCUACGGGUGUUGCUGCCACUGUCACUGCUGCUGACUGCACUGGUUCCCUCCAUCGCCAUCAGAGAACUCACACUUUCUGCCCUAGCUACAAGUGUGGACAGGGAGCUGUACGUUGAACUUCGCUGCUUGUGUCUACAGACCACCUCUGGCGUUCAUCCCAGCAAAAUCCAAAGUUUGAAGGUCAUGAGGGCAGGACCCCACUGCCACAAAGUUGAAGUGAUAGCCACACUGCUGAAUGGGGAUGAAAUCUGCCUGGACCCAGAAGAUCUCAGACUCAGGAAAAUAAUCCAGAAAAUUUUGAAAAGUGAUUAGUUAGCUUCUUAAUCUGUUCAUUUUCUGUCAAACCUCUUUGUCUCCCAGAAAGAAUAGGAGUUUGAAGCCUUGACUUUCUAGAGUUCUUAUUUAUCCAGGAUACCUACUCAUACUGUAUGAAAAUUUGGAUACGUUUUCCAUUCUGCCUCA
Molecule: messenger RNA, 562 nt
Organism: Diceros bicornis minor
Lineage: Eukaryota; Metazoa; Chordata; Mammalia; Perissodactyla; Rhinocerotidae
Gene: PPBP
Product: pro-platelet basic protein
Exons: 3
Coding region: 44-412 (122 amino acids)
Biological process (GO): antimicrobial humoral immune response mediated by antimicrobial peptide; cellular response to lipopolysaccharide; inflammatory response
Cellular component (GO): extracellular region
Molecular function (GO): CXCR chemokine receptor binding; chemokine activity
Source: RefSeq, a predicted model, not a curated record